AUGGAACGACGUUGUAUGUGCUUUUUUCUAUGCAUUUUUGAUGUGUUUCAAUUGGCUCUUUUUUUCAGUUACCCCAUUAUCGAUGAGACCUUCGCCAUCAAGAAGGGACACGGAAAAAGAUGCACUUGAAUUCGAGUACUUGGAAGUGUGCAAAAAAUCCGGCGUGCUUAAUAUUAAUGGUUUGUUUUAUAUUUUAUUAGAAAGGGGGAAUGAGGUGGAACAUAUCAAAAUUGCAAAAGAAAAUCUGCAGGUGAAAAUGAGAUUACGAUAGGAGAAGGUUCAUUGAAACAAUUUCCAAAAAGUAAUAUCAGUUGAUGUCUUAAUGAAAAAAAGUUUGGGUACAUGGCGAAUUUCUAGAUUUUUAUCAAACACAAGAUUUUUCUACAUGUUUUAUUUCAGAAAAUCUCCUCUAUUCUGGGUUCACACCUGGCGAGAUAGUGUCCCAACAUUUUUGUGCAGCGUGGAAUUUUUUUCAGAAAAAAAUUAUGCAGCGUGAAAUUUUGAAUUUUUUGAAAAUUAUCAUUAAAAUCUAAUGAAAAUCAAUGAAAACUACACUUUUUCGUGAACAAAUGUACAGUUGGGCUUUUGAAAAUUUUUGUACAGUGUCCCUUUUGGACACGUCUCGUCAGGUGUGUCUGGGUUGGAGUUUCUUAAAAUCUUUAGGGUUUUUCAUUUACAUAUGCUCACACUUUUUUAACAUUAUCAUUUUUGUUGUUCAAAAAAAUAACUAAAUUUGCUAUUUGAAAACCUUGAUUUUUCCUCGAAAAAUUACAUGCUCCAAACCCAUUCAAUUCAAAUUCUUAUUCAAAAAUGUGCAACUAAAAAUUUUACGAUUCCUGCUAUUGAAAUUUUGUGGAAGUAGUUAUCUCACAAGGUGGUUUCAAUAAUAUUCAAAACUCAAUAUUACUCACAAUAAAAAAUUUUGAAAUCCAGUAUAAUAAUCCAACAGAUUAGAUAGAAAAAAGUUAAGCCUAACAGAUUAGGUAAAUUCUACCGUAAUCUUUUCAAUUUUAAACGAAAUCUUUCCAGGCUUCCGACAGGUAAUCGAUCCAGAAGAAAUAAAUAUAAUGGAUGUUUUGGGAAGUGGAUCUUGUGGUGUUGUGGAAAGUGCUACCAUUCGAUCAACCACAAUGGCUGUCAAGGUAAUUUUUUAUUAUUUAAAAUUACGAUACUAAUUAAAAUGUGUUUAGACAAUGUACAAAAAUAACAAUAAAGACACAUUGAAACGAAUUCUUCGAGAUGUUAGGAUUAUGGAUUUAUGUGAUUCGCCUUUCAUUGUUUCUAGUUACGGAUAUUUUUAUGUUUGAUGUAAGUUCUUGGUUUAUUUAAAUCGAUUUCAAGAAAACAUUUCAGUCAUCGGUAAAAAUAUGUAUGGAAAUAAUGACUACUUGCUGUGAUAAACUACUCCGUCGAUUAUACCACUCAAAACUUGAUUUCUUCCCGGAAUUUGUUGCUGGAAGAAUUGUGCAUUCAGCAAUCAGCGCGCUGGAAUAUUUGAAAGAAGAACAUGUGAGUUUUCCGAAAAAAUAUUCUUUUCAUGAAAUUAAAUUUUAUAGUCAAUAAUUCAUCGAGAUGUGAAGCCAUCCAACAUUUUGUUCGACGAAAAUGGAAACGUGAAAUUGUGUGAUUUUGGGAUUAGUGGAUUUUUGAUCAAUUCGAUGGCACAUUCGAAUAAUGCGGGAUGCCCACCAUAUAUGGCACCAGAGAGAUUGACAAUUGAGGUUAGGGAUCUGAAACUAUGAAUAUAAAAUUUGAAUGCUUUGAAAUAUAUUUUUUGUUCCAGACAAAUUCGACAUAUGAUAUCAGAAGUGACGUAUGGUCCCUAGGCAUCACAAUAUUUCAAUUGGUCACCGGGAAAUACCCAUUCCCCCUGAAUGAUAUGGAGUUUUACACCUUGACAACGAUUGCAGAUCUCAAUCUACCUUCACCAUCGCUCAGUGAUAAUGUGAGUCUUGAAAAAUAUAUUUGUGAUAAUUCACGAAAAUUUUCAUCAUCACUAGGAAAUUUGAUAGACAAUUUACCUUUACUGAAAGUCUCAAAAAUGUGUUUAUUUUUUUCAUUUUUGCGAAAAGGAGAAACAGUAUUUGAUAAAUACUUUUUGGGUUAACAAAAGUUAUAAAAACAAUUUUCAGCCCUCCAACUCAUACACCCACGAAUUCAUAAACUUUAUCGAUCUUUGUCUGAUGAAAAAUGUUAAAGAUCGACCAAAUUAUGACAUCCUCAUGCAACAUGAUUUCUUCCUAGAUUAUGAUCCGCAAAUGAGUCAGCGAUAUAAAAUCAGAAAGGUUUGUGGAAAAUCACAUGUUCAAAAAUUUACAUUUGUAUCAAUAAUUAUAUGUAAACAUUUAUUUUCUUAUCAGUUGACCACUUUGAUCGAAAAAAAAAAUUUUUUUGAUUUUUUUCUGGUUUAGAACCGAACUUUUUGAGUUAUAGAGUUCGAAGUUCAAAAUUCAUUGUCAGAAUUUAUUGAUUGGGGAAUGAAAGUUUUCCGCGGUAAUUAAACUUUAAAAAGGUUCAGGAAUCAGAAUUUCAAAAUUAAAAAAAAUGGUACCAUAUCCUCCAGAAUCAUAUUAUCCAACAUUGUCUUAUUGCAGAAAUUCUCUGAAAAAAUUUUGAAUCUCGAAAAAUCUAAAUUUUUGCAGAUCAAUGACACCACUGAUGAAAUAGAAGAAUGGUUCAGUAACGCCAUAUUAAACUCCAAAAAAGACGAUGAAAAUUGUCCAAUUCCUAAUACACCGUGCGUUAAUUAA
Caenorhabditis angaria is the source of this 2750-nucleotide messenger RNA. The record is from the annotation of a GenBank genome assembly. NCBI's taxonomy places the organism in Eukaryota, Metazoa, Nematoda, Chromadorea, Rhabditida, Rhabditidae.